GCCGUGGCGGACGCGUGCGGUUGUGUUUACGGCGAUACGUCCAUAUCGGUUUUUAUGCAUAUAGAAUAAAUUUGUAUUUUUUUUUUUUUUACUAGUUUAUUUUUUAGGUAAUAAUUAAUUUAAUACGCCUAUUGGGUUAAUGGUUUCCGUGAAAUGAUCCUCCAACAUAAUCGUACUCGCAUUAACAGAUCUCAUCAUCUGACAAAAUGACCACCACCCGCCACACUUGACGAAUAAUAUGCACAUUAACCGAAAGUUCGUCAAGCCCGUGCCGUUAUAUUCUCCACCUCUGUCUGUCUUGUGGUCUUUACUGCUAAUCGUCAGCGCCGUUCAGUUGACAUGGUCGAGGCCGGCUUUAGGACCGAACAAGAGACGAGAGACAAGGUCGCCGCCUGUCUACGAAGACGUGCAAGGGUAUUUGACAAAAUUCGGUUACCUACCAGAAUCGGACUUGGAAACCGGAAAUUUAAGAACUGAAGACCAAUUGCGCGAUGCUCUGCGGACUCUUCAGUGGUUUGGAAAUGUUCCGGUUACCGGUCAAAUGGACGAUGCCACCAAAGAACUUAUGCAGAAACCCCGUUGCGGAAUUCGGGAUGUCAUUCCUUCAAGCCAAGGACGACGAAGCAAACGAUUCGCUCUGCAAGGCCAAAAAUGGCAUCACGUCAACUUGACCUGGAGUUUGCGAACCAGACACUUUGACCGGAUGGACCACGGAUGGGCCAGGUCGGACCUUCGCAAAGCGCUUCAAGUCUGGGCUAAACACUCGAAACUUACUUUCCAGGAAGUCAACAGCGAGACGGCCGACAUACUGGUGUUCUUCGAAAAAGGUUUCCACAGCGACGGAUAUCCGUUCGAUGGACCCGGAAACGUGCUGGCUCACGCAUUCUUUCCCGGAGCCGGACGUGGCGGAGACGCCCAUUUCGACCAAGAGGAAGAAUGGCUGUUGAACGGCAAAGAAAGUCCCGAUGGGACAAGUCUGUUCACUGUGGCCGCUCACGAAUUCGGUCACUCGUUGGGUCUGUCUCAUUCGUCGGUCCAAGGAGCUUUGAUGUUCCCGUGGUAUCAUGGCCUGAAACCCGACUUUGAACUACCCGACGACGACCGGUUCGGCAUACAAAUCCUCUAUGGUUCGAAGAGCGACAAGAUCUGGGGAAACAUUACGGCGUAUAGACCAUCGUCCCGCAGACCGGAAACGCCGACCACAACCACGAUGGCCACAACUACGGUGGCCACGACCACCACUACCACCACGGCCAAAUCUGUGGCAACCAGAACCUCGAUGGUCGUGCCCUCGACCACGCCGAAACAGCCGGAAGUCAGACGGCCGUCGCCGGUGGACGCUCUCAAACCGGAUUACUGCAACACGUCGUUCGACGCGGUGUCCAUCAUCCGAAAGGAGACGUUCUUCUUCAAAGGCAAAUACAUCUGGCGGAUAGGCCCCAAAGGCCUUUACUUGGGCUACCCGGCGCUCAUCAACCGCCUUUGGCACAACUUGCCCGACGACCUGGAACAAGUGGACGCCGUUUACGAGAGACAAGACGGAAAGAUAGUGUUCUUCAUAGGUCGCCAGUAUUACGUUUACCACGGCAACGUGCCCGUCCCCGGAUAUCCGAAACCGUUGACGUCCCUGGGACUUCCGGAUCAGCUGGACCGCGUGGACGCCGCCACCGUUUGGGGCCACAACAGCAAAACGUACAUUUUCAGCGGCACCAUGUACUGGAGGUACGACGACGAGACCGGCAAAAUGGAACUGGACUACCCCAGGGACAUGUCCAUUUGGAGGGGCGUCGGGUACAACAUCGACGCCGCUUUCCAGUGGCACGACGGUGCCACGUACUUCUUCAAGAACCGCGAGUUUUGGAAGUUCAACGAUUUGCGAAUGCGGGUGUACCGGGAAGAGCCUUCGCCCACCGGACCCUUCUGGUUCAACUGCUCGUCGACACAUCAGCCUAAGUAUUCGCCGAAAAAGGGUCUCAUCGGUGUCAAGCAACAACAAGACCGAGAAUUUGGACCGUCAAGUUCUGCUUCCGGCAAUUGUCUAUGGCCUGUGACGUCUUUCCUCCUGAUCGCCUUGACCUCGGCCCUGAGAGGCCUUUGAGCUUUCGUUAUUUUUUUUGUUCUAUUUGUCCACGUUGGUUAUCGUCGAUAAAAAUUGAAAUUGAAAUCAACUGCCCCGAGAAAAAAAAAACAAAA
Adelges cooleyi (spruce gall adelgid) is the source of this 2193-nucleotide messenger RNA. Its product is annotated as matrix metalloproteinase-2-like. The record is from RefSeq and is a predicted model, not a curated record. Gene Ontology annotation, molecular function: metalloendopeptidase activity; zinc ion binding. NCBI's taxonomy places the organism in Eukaryota, Metazoa, Arthropoda, Insecta, Hemiptera, Adelgidae. Gene Ontology annotation, biological process: proteolysis; extracellular matrix organization; collagen catabolic process. The transcript has 10 exons. The coding region runs from base 239 to 2098 and encodes 619 amino acids. Gene Ontology annotation, cellular component: extracellular matrix.